This is a messenger RNA of Haemonchus placei, 786 nucleotides long. The record is from the annotation of a GenBank genome assembly. NCBI's taxonomy places the organism in Eukaryota, Metazoa, Nematoda, Chromadorea, Rhabditida, Trichostrongylidae.
AUGAAGACGUUGAAAAAGCUUCUCUCCAUGAUGCCGAUACUCUUCUCAGUGCUUGUGGUUCCUUAUUACGAACGAAGGCAGAACCUGGCAAUGUGCGAAUGUGUGCGUGGACCAAGAGAUUGCCAAUGGACAAAACAGGCUGCCCGGCCUAUCAGUUCACGACGGGCUAUGUUCCAGGACAUGGAACCAACUAUUCUUUGUCGGCAGUUCAGUACGAGUUGCAAUGCAUACGUGAUGAGUGGCUACAUCCUCGAAUCAAAAGGGAAGGAGAAGACGGCGGUGGCUCCANAAACUACCAUAACCGAACCAGAUACUACCAUAACCGAACCAAAAACGACCACUACGUCAAAAGAAACUACUACAACAGCAACUACCACCACAACAACACCAACGACCCCAACAACAACAACUAUAACGACCACGACAACAGCAGCAACGACUACAGAAGAAGAAACGACCACUACAGAAGAAGAAGAAGAAGAAGAAAAAGAAGAGACUACGACGGAAGGAGAAACGACCACGACUAGAAUGACUACAAAAAAGCCAAUCGUUCGUCCCCCCACCACGACCGACGACCAAGACUACGUGUACACUGAUUAUGUCGUGAAAAAAACAAAAGGAGUCACAUCUACAAAGAAACCCACUACUACGACUGGCGGUGAUUACUAUACCGAUGACGGAGGUGAUGAUUACAAUGGAGAGACUACAAAAGGAGGGAAAAGGACAAAGCGGCCGAAAAUUACGGAGGUACCGGUAACGAAAGAACUUUCUCGAUUCAAAGAGUAG